GGAGUUGAAACUCGCAUUGAGAAGAUUCAUAAAAAAAUUACAGAAUUAAAUAACAAAAUCGCCAGAAACCCACAUCUGGCAGAUCUAAGUAUUGUAGUGGCGCAACUAAAUUCUGAAUUACAAGAAGAGUUAAGACUGUUAACGAAAAAAUGGCAAUUAAGAUCGAAAACUAAGUGGAUGGAAGAAGGUGAGAAGUCUACAAAGUAUUUUUUUGAAUGGUACAAAUCAAGGGUAGCACAGGAAGCAACAACUAAAAUUAGGAACCCAGCAUCACCAACUUCUGAGGAUCGGAUAGAAAUAUUGAAGUUUAUAAAGGAGCAGUUCGAAAUGCUGUACCAAGCAGUACCAAUAGACUUAGAAGCGGUAGAGGAGUUGACAGAGAACCUGCCUUUUGUGUCCCAUCAGCAAAAUAAUGCACUAACAAAAGAAAUUAGUCUGCAAGAAAUUACAGAUACAAUUGAUAAAUUACUAAACUAUAAAGCCCCGGGCUUAGACGGAUUAAUGUACGAAUUUUGCAAAGUAUAUCGUGACGAAAUCUCUCCAGUUCUUAAAACCAUCUUUAAUAAUGCACUUAAUACGGAAAUCCCAGAUAGCAGGGAAGAAUGGCCAUGGGACUCUGUAAAGCUUAAAAUUAUGGAAACCAGCGCGGCAGACUUGACAACAGCAAAGGCCACUGAGUAUUUGAGAAAAAUAUCCAUAUCAUGUACCCUAACACAAGCUAACUUUUUUAGUGAGAUCAAUAGAAAGGAAAACUGGGCGUGGUCACUAAUAAGAUGGGCUCCAAACUACAAAAAGAACAUCUUUUGGCGAAUAUUACAUAAGGCACUUCCUGUGGGUACAAGGCUGGCAUAUGUGAACCCAACAGUCUCACGUGACUGCCCAUGGUGCCCAAAUGAAUCGCAGACAAUAGAACAUUUUGCAAUCGAAUGCCGGGUUAGUAGUAAGCUGUGGGAACUUGCAUACGACAUGUUCGGUAUUUCGCAAGAUGCAGCUCCUCCAGCUACGAUAGAAGAAGUAGUUACAGCAUCUAACGUUAAGUCCACCCAGCCUCUCACGUUGGUCAUAUGGCUCCAUAUACGAAAUAUGGGUUUGGUUCACAAACAAGAGUUGGGGAAACAAUACGAUGCCAGAACCAGCAAUAAAAUAUAUAUGGAAAAUCAGAAUUACAAAAGAAAUACAAACGGCUUUAAAUAG
Molecule: messenger RNA, 1194 nt
Organism: Dentiscutata erythropus
Lineage: Eukaryota; Fungi; Glomeromycota; Glomeromycetes; Diversisporales; Gigasporaceae
Source: the annotation of a GenBank genome assembly